CAGUGCUGGUGGCAGAUCAUCUUGUUUAUGUGCGGCAACACAGCCAUUUGGAAAAAGAUCAGAAGGACAGUGGCCAUCAGCCUCUCUCUCACAUUUCCUCCUCGACCUGAAACCAACAUACAGAAGAUGUCUGACGCUCUUUGUAUUGUGGGUUCGUUGUUUGGAUCUGCAGAUGGACAGCAAGAGUGUGGUUCCUGUUACCUGAUAAACAUGGAGUCUGUAAUCGCCAUUAUUGCUUCUGACAUUAUUUUGACCAUCUUCAUCACUAUUUCUGUGUUCUGCUUUGCCACUCAACACAAGAGAAGGAGAGAAUGGGAUUCUCAUGAUGGUAGAAGAAACCUGCCAUCAUCAGUAUCAAAGAAAAUGCCAACAGAGGUCACAGAAUCUCCCUACCAGGAGUUACAUGGAGUCCAAUCAGAUGUGUACAGUGAGCUUCAGCACUUUAGGAAAUGAAACAACAAAGCUAUAAAAAUCCAAACAACGUCUCAUCUGUAUUUUCACAACACUCACACACUCCUCUAUGCACAUCUUGUUUUGCCACUUAUACUUAUGUGGAAUUAAAGGUAACAAGAUGCUUUAUAAAUGUGUCUUUUACAUGUAAAAUGUAUAUUAUAUUCACUGAGUACUGUGUUGUGCCGAAUGUGAUGUUCGCUGCAUCACAAUCUUGUUUUUUGUAAAUCUUAAACUGUCUUAAA
Molecule: messenger RNA, 695 nt
Organism: Seriola dumerili (greater amberjack)
Lineage: Eukaryota; Metazoa; Chordata; Actinopteri; Carangiformes; Carangidae
Gene: tyrobp
Product: TYRO protein tyrosine kinase binding protein
Exons: 5
Coding region: 28-453 (141 amino acids)
Biological process (GO): microglial cell activation involved in immune response; positive regulation of macrophage fusion; positive regulation of natural killer cell activation
Cellular component (GO): cell surface
Molecular function (GO): signaling receptor binding
Source: RefSeq, a predicted model, not a curated record